Molecule: messenger RNA, 1037 nt
Organism: Diprion similis
Lineage: Eukaryota; Metazoa; Arthropoda; Insecta; Hymenoptera; Diprionidae
Product: Kv channel-interacting protein 4
Exons: 5
Coding region: 83-709 (208 amino acids)
Molecular function (GO): calcium ion binding
Source: RefSeq, a predicted model, not a curated record
UCUCCUCAAGUUCAAACCAUGUCGAGGGGAUCGUUGGUGCCUUGAGGAGGAUCGACGGAGGUGUAACGUCGACGAAGGGAACAUGGCCACACCGCCAGACUCACCUGGACCGGAAGAGGCGCUUUUCGAAUUUGAAAGCACGCGAGCCAGGCAGCCAACGACGAGGCCGGUCGCCCUGGAGGAGCUUCUUCGUCAGACGAAAUUCACCCGGCAGGAAAUACGCGUCAUGUAUCGCGGAUUCAAGCAGGAGUGUCCCGAAGGAGUGGUCCACGAGGACUCGUUCAAGGACAUAUACGCCAAGUUUUUCCCGCACGGCAACUCGAGCCUCUACGCCCACUACGUCUUCAAGGCCUUCGACGUGAACUGCAACGGAGCCAUCAGCUUCAGGGACCUCUUGGUUACCCUGUCGACCCUCCUAAGGGGCAGCAUAUACGAGAAGCUGAGGUGGAGCUUUAAGCUGUACGACAUAAACGGCGACGGGUGCAUCACGAGGGGAGAACUUGGCGAAGUUGUGACGGCGGUUCACGAACUUAUGGGAAGACGGCAUCAAGUCGACGAGGAACGAGCUGCCCGCGAACAACUCGACAGAGUAUUUAGAAAGCUCGAUCUGAAUCAGGACGGCGUCAUCACGAUCGAGGAAUUCAUCGAGAGCUGCCUUAAAGACGAAGUGAUCACGCGAUCCUUGGCGAUGUUCGACUGCGAGCUUUGAUCUCCGGCCUCCCCCGUCGCCGCGACGCCCCCGACGCCCCCGACGCCCCCGACGCCCGCAACGCCGCCAUCGACGACGCCAUCCCAAUCGCCGGCACCAUCGCCACCCCGUUAUUCCCUGCUGCCACCGAUCCCGCCGCUACCGCCGCCGCCGCCUCCAGGUUACACGGCCCAGGAUCACGAACUUUACCUGCUCCUUGCAGCCCACUGGUGGGACCAACAGGAUACGCCGUUAUUUUGUUAGGAGAUCGAACCGGAUCGUAACGUUCGUAUACAUGUAUGCGUAUAACUCACCGGAUGGAGGAUGAUGAGAAAUUGGCAAAAAAAUU